Molecule: messenger RNA, 4597 nt
Organism: Hippoglossus stenolepis (Pacific halibut)
Lineage: Eukaryota; Metazoa; Chordata; Actinopteri; Pleuronectiformes; Pleuronectidae
Product: phosphatidate phosphatase LPIN2
Exons: 20
Coding region: 157-3219 (1020 amino acids)
Biological process (GO): positive regulation of transcription by RNA polymerase II; cellular response to insulin stimulus; fatty acid catabolic process
Cellular component (GO): nucleus
Molecular function (GO): phosphatidate phosphatase activity; transcription coactivator activity
Source: RefSeq, a predicted model, not a curated record
GUGUGGUGCGCAGGCGCGGUGGACCUGGAAGCGUUCGGGAUGGCUGUUGUUUUGUGCAUCUGACGAGCUGCUCGGGAAGGUAAACUGCUCUCAUCACUAACACAGGAAGAAUAAAGUCUCUGACACGUUCAGCAGACCUCCAGCUGAUCCCAGACCAUGAAUAUUGUGGGCCAGUUAGCAGAGACGGUGUUUGUGACGGUGAAGGAGCUGUACCGUGGCCUUAACCCUGCCACGCUCACCGGAGGCAUCGAUGUCAUCGUGGUCCGGCAGCCCGAUGGAUCGUUCCAGUGUUCCCCCUUCCACGUCCGCUUUGGCAAGCUCGGAGUUCUGCGCUCGAAGGAGAAAAUUGUGGACAUUGAGAUAAAUGGAGAUUCUGUUGACCUGCACAUGAAGCUGGGAGACAAUGGAGAAGCUUUUUUUGUGGAACAAAAUGGAAAUAUGGAGGCCCAGGUCCCAGCGCAUCUCUGCACCUCUCCAAUUCCCCUUGAGGUCCCUGAGGAGACAGAGGAGACACUCGAGGGAUCCUCCUUUGCCGGGUCUGGUGCUCGCAGGAAGAAACGCCGUCGCAAACGCAUGCGCUCCGAUACUCACCUGAGAGAAGAGCACUCGUCAUCAGAUGAGAGAGAACGAGAGAAGGAUUGGGAGAGAGAAAGUGAUCAGGCUGGACCGGAGAGUCCUGCUCAAGAGGAUCUUGUCUCAACGUUACAACUCAGUAAAUCAGUGUACUACUCGCUGUCUGAGGAGCUAAGUGAAGAGUUGAGUCCCACGCAGACCAGAGACACUCGCCCGCACUCGGACGGAGAACAGUCGCCCUUGGAAAGCAGCAGCGUGUUUUACAGUCGGCCGUCUUCUCCUAAGAGCGACUCAGAGCUUUUUCUUAAAACCGAAGAUUCCCCUGGACCUCAGAUGCAGUGGAACUGGGGAGGUUUUCCCAUGCUGUGUCAGUCAGAGAGGACACCAGUGGACUUACAGCCCAUCUCCCAUUCUGGGAGUUCUCAUUUCUGCACAAUUGAGAGACAGGACUCCUUUGAUAUGGGCUUGGAGCCUGUGAUCAGCUGUGGAAGAGUGGGCAGCGUAACAGUGGUCAGACCACAACCCAGGACUCAGUCCCUCGACCUCAGCCUCGCCAUGCACAGCACUCCUUUAUCCAUUGAGACAAACUCUCACAGUGAACACUCCACCUCUAAGUCUCCAUCAUCAGUGAAGACGGAUGUGGACUCAAGACAAACACUUGAAACCACAUCAGGAGAAGACGGGAACAGAGACUCAUCUCUUUAUUCUGCUAGUCUGAAUAAUGGUACUGGCUCCCUUGAUAGCAAAGAAAGCACAGACGCUAUUGAGCACGUUAGCACUUUGACUGAAACAGUUGGUACAGUUAUGGCGGUCGGUGUGACCACCGUAGAAACAAGUGCAAGUAGUACAGCGUCAUCACAUCUACAACAGCAGGGAGCCUCCUCUGAACAAAGUGAACGGGGUUCAACCAGUAGUGCCCCUGUCAGUGAGGGGGACAGUGGGAUAGAUCCCUGUGCCGAUGGAGGGGAAGAGGUCAACGGACCGGGAGUGGUGCAGGCGUCCAACGGAGACACUCUGCCCAACAGCACUGCACCAAAAGAUAAAGCUGGAGAAGUGAGGGACGACUGGCCUGCUGCAGAGGGGUCAGCAAACCCAUCUGAGAUGUCUGCCAAAGUGGAGCAAGAGGGCAAGAAGAGAGGUAAACGGAAUCACCAUCUAGAACCAACCGAUAUUUACUUGGAUGAUUUGACCUCACUGGACCCAGAUGUGGCUGCACUCUAUUUCCCAAAGAGUGAAGCAGAGGGAGCAUCUCAGCACGGGGCGGAGCAGGGCUCACUCUCAGGGAGUCAAUCCCCUCACUCAGUGGGCAGCGGGGCCCUAGACAGCGGCACAGAGUACCUGUCAGACUCCACCUCCUACAACAUGGACAUCAGCAUGUCCCUCUGCGGACGAGAGGGCGGCACCAGCCAGAUCACCAAAGAAAAGUUUAUGGAGCACAUUGUGACCUACCAGGAUUUUGCUAACAAUCCAGGGAUCAUUGAGGAUCCAAGUCUUGUCAUCUGCAUCAACUCCAACUAUUAUAACUGGGCAGUCGCUGCCCCAAUGGUCUUGUCAAUGACAACUUUCCAGAAAAACCUACCCAAGACUUCCAUAGAGCGGUUGGUGAAGGACAAGAUGCCCAAGAAGUCUGGACGCUGGUGGUUUUCCUGGAGGAGAAGAGACAUGGACAAUAACCAGCUAAAAAAUUCAACGGAGGCACCAGAGGAGCAGCUGGUCAGUGUUUCUUCCACAGUGAAAGCCACACUGGAUGACAUCGAGAGUGAUGAGGCGGCGGGGCUCGGACGGAAAGCAACGCUUCCUUCCAGCCAAUCAACAGACACCCUUAUUGCUACUCAGUGUAUCAGCCAGAUGUACCGCAAAUCACUACGCCUGACCUCUGAACAGAUAGAACACUUAAACCUGCGUGAGGGAGCCAACAAGGUGGUGUUCAGUGUGACUACACAAUACCAAGGCACCUGUCGCUGUGAGGCUGCCAUCUACCUGUGGAACUGGGACGACCGGGUCAUCAUAUCAGACAUAGACGGCACCAUCACCAAGUCUGAUGCUCUCGGUCAUAUUCUACCUCAGUUUGGAAAAGACUGGACGCACAAAGGCAUCGCCAAACUCUACCACAAAAUACACCAAAAUGGUUAUAAAAUCCUGUAUUGUUCAGCGAGGGCUAUAGGUAUGGCUGCCAUCACAAAGGAUUACCUGCAGUGGGUCAAUGACAGAGGCACUGUGCUUCCUAAAGGCCCUGUACUGCUGGCUCCCAGCAGCCUCUUUUCAGCUCUACACAGAGAGGUGAUUGAGAAGAAGCCAGAGGUGUUUAAAGUUGCUUGUCUCAGUGACAUCAAGGACCUGUUCAACCAGCAGAAACAGCCAUUCUACGCCGCCUUCGGCAACAGGAGCAACGAUGCUUACGCCUAUAAGCAGGUUGGAGUGCCUGACACCAGGAUAUUUACUGUCAACCCAAAAGGAGAGCUCAUCCAGGAGAAGACCAAAGGCAACAAGUCCUCGUACUGUCACCUCAGUGAAUUGGUGGAACAUUUCUUCCCUGUGCUCUCUGCUGAGGGCAGCCUGUCCUCUGCCUUUGAGUAUCCUGAGUACAGCAGUUUCUCCUAUUGGAAGGAGCCUCUGCCAGAACUGGACCUGGAUGCCCUACUGUAGAAACACACACACACACACACACACACACACACACACACACACACACACACACACACACACACACACACACACACACACACACACACACAAGCAUUAACACUCUUGCUCAGUUCUCUCAUUUUCCAGAAAGGUAUUUCAAUGGAUUGUCCCCAGCCUGCCUGAAUGUUGCCUUUGAUAGACCUGCCAACUGUGGAGCCUGUAUUAUAAGCCACUGGAUAAACUGGAACAUAAAGAGGCACCUGUUCUUUUUUACGCUGCACUCAAAUGCAGAAUGCAUUUAUACAAUAAAACAAACCAUCUUGCAUUCAUCUCAGUGCCCUUAUAUUGUCUAUAGCUGUUUACACACUGACCCAAAUGGACAAAUAUGGCUUUAGACUGUUUCACUGACUGCUAUUGUGUGUAACACCAUCAAAGUCUUUCCUAAAUGUUAAUUCAAGCAGAAUUUUUGUUUUAUAACCUCAACACUGUCAUACAUUUGACAUGGACCAAAAUAUUUUUGUACAGAAAUAGAGAAAUUAGAUUAGAACAUUUAAAUUGAGGCCUAAAUUCCUGCGAAUGCCAAAAUGGUGUAACUGUUGUUCCCUGUGACAGACCUAGAAAUGAAAUGCUUAUACCAAAUCACCAUAAUGUGACUAACUGAAACAGACCCACCCACACGUAGCUGCAAGACCAACUGUCCCUUUAUUCCAUGGACGUUGUUUCGAUUGUGUUUGUGUAUUCAUGACAACAGAGAAUGUCUUUGUGUUUGACUGUUUUGAGGAGGAGGAGGACUUUUUAUAGCUGCACGUACCAGGCAACCAAAUAUGGUGUGUGAGUGUAUUUAAAACAAUUUGAUUUAUUCUUUAUUCUUCUUCGUCUCCAAUAAGUAUGAGAUACAGUAGCUGGAAUUCGUCCUGAUCAGUGUUUAACAUUAUUAGUUUAGUCUUAAAGUAGCCGUAGCCUCAGGAGUGAAGACCCUUUAAGAGCAACAAGGACUGAGUCAGAGCUCAAUAUGGAGUUAGAGCUGCUUGUAAAGUGCAAUAGAUUUAUUUUUGAUUCAGAACACAAGGACUGUUAUAACAAAGCUGAUCAUUGUCAACUAACACUUUGUCAUUGUCUUCCUACGAGCUUCGGCACCACCAUGUUUAGAAAUGUUUGUACACUACAUGAGGCGAGGUGGGUCAGACUGACGAUGACUUUUACUCCAGAUGUGUAAACACAUCGAGGGAGUGGUGGGAUUUAAAGUAGUGAUUAACCUGGCACUGUGCCUUUAUACUACCACAACACUGUUUUAUUUAUUGUCUUUGCAUAUCUUUCAUCAUCAAACUGUGUGGGGAUGCAUUAGAGACGAAUGAUGUUAUUUUAAAACCAAUUUAAAGAAAUAUAAAUUAAAACACAA